AUGGCUAAUGUGCACUUGUGGAAAGCGGAAGAAAAUGGGAAAAUUAAGUCAAGUGCGAUUUGGAAUGUUAUUAGGGAAAGAGGUCAAAUUGUAAGUUGGGCUUCACUUGUGUGGUCCUUGAAAAUCAUUCCGAGACACCGAUUUAUUCUUUGGUUGGCUUUUCGUGGUAGACUUAGUACCCGUGAUCGUAUUCUUGCUUAUAUGGAUAUUCCGGACGCCAAUUGUGUUCUUUGUAGUGGGUUUGCGGAGUCCAUUGAUCACCUUUUGGGUGGCUAUUUUUUUGCUAGGUCUAUUUGGAAUCUUUUACUUUAG
This is a messenger RNA of Impatiens glandulifera, 312 nucleotides long. RefSeq lists its product as uncharacterized. Lineage: Eukaryota; Viridiplantae; Streptophyta; Magnoliopsida; Ericales; Balsaminaceae. Bases 1 to 312 code for a protein of 103 amino acids. The record is from RefSeq and is a predicted model, not a curated record. The transcript has a single exon.